AUGGCCCGACAACUUGUAGAUACCAUAGAUGGAGGGAACAAUGUGCACAAGAGCACUGAGGAGAAGGAGGCAAAGAUGAUGCCCAAAUGUCAAGCCUGCAUGACUAGGAGUUUGGUGAAAGUGAUUUUAAAAAAUAAGCAACAAAGGAGGAAAAGCAAGUUUGAGGCAAAGUUAUAUAAUAUGACAUUGGAGAGCCAGGCAGAAAUGAUCCUCAAACCAGAUUGGCUGAGGCAGCCAGGGGAAAGUUUAUGGUGCUGGAAAGAAAGCAAGAACAAAGAGACCGACCGUUGUGGACUUCCUAAUCUGGGGGUAGGGAUGGUGUGGGAUAGGAGGAACAAAAACCGGGAAAGAAGUCACUAUGAACAAGACCGUAAUGCACUUAAAAAAAGGGAAUGGGAGCGGAGGAAUCAAGAAGUCCAGCAAGAAGAUGAUCUCUUUUCUUCAGGCUUUGAUCUUUUUGGGGAGCCCUACAAGACAAACAAAGGUGAUGCACUUGCCAACCGAGUCCAGAACACGCUUGGAAACUAUGAUGAAAUGAAGGAUUUGCUAACUAACCAUUCUAAUCAGAAUCAUCUAGUGGGAAUCCCAAAGAAUUCUGUGCCCCAGACUCCCAUCAACAAAAAUGAAUCAAGCUUUUUCCCAGAGCAAAAGAACCGUAUGAUCCCACCUCACCAGGAUAAUACUCAUCCCUCAACACCAAUGCCUCCACCUUCUGUCGUGAUACUGAAUUCAACUCUAAUACACAGCAACAGAAAAUCGAAACCUGAAUGGCCGCGAGAUAGUCAUAACCUUAGCACAAUCUCGGCAAACCAGGCUGCUAGUCAGCCAAACAAGAUGCAGACAUUGACACAGGACCAACCUCAAGCCAGACUGGAAGACUUCUUUGUCUACCCAGCUCAACAGCCCCAGAUUGGAGCAGUUGAAGGUUCAAAUCCAUCUGCCAAGGAAGACAGCAACUCCAAGUCCAGUGGAGAAGAUGCUUUCAAAGAAAUCUUUCAAUCCAACUCGCCAGAAGAGUCUGAAUUUACAGUACAAGCGCCUGGGUCUCCCCUAGUUGCCUCUUCUUUAUUAGCUCCCAGCAGUGGCCUUUCAGUUCAAAACUUCCCACCAGGGCUUUACUGCAAAACAAGCAUGGGGCAGCAAAAGCCAACUGCAUAUGUAAGACCCAUGGAUGGCCAGGACCAGACACCGGACAUCUCUCCAACACUGAAACCUUCAAUUGAAUUCGAGAACAGCUUUGGGAAUCUGUCAUUUGGUACACUCUUGGAUGGAAAACCCAGUGCAGCCAGUUCAAAGACUAAACUGCCAAAGUUCACGAUCCUCCAAACAAGUGAA
Messenger RNA from Carlito syrichta (Philippine tarsier), 1335 nucleotides. Its product is annotated as AF4/FMR2 family member 2-like. Gene Ontology annotation, molecular function: G-quadruplex RNA binding. The record is from RefSeq and is a predicted model, not a curated record. Lineage: Eukaryota; Metazoa; Chordata; Mammalia; Primates; Tarsiidae. The annotation marks the transcript as partial. Gene Ontology annotation, biological process: regulation of RNA splicing. The transcript has 4 exons. Gene Ontology annotation, cellular component: nuclear speck.